This is a messenger RNA of Batrachochytrium dendrobatidis JAM81, 699 nucleotides long. RefSeq lists its product as uncharacterized. The record is from RefSeq and is a predicted model, not a curated record. Lineage: Eukaryota; Fungi; Chytridiomycota; Chytridiomycetes; Rhizophydiales. The transcript has a single exon. Bases 1 to 699 code for a protein of 232 amino acids.
AUGUCACUCAUUCAAGAUGGGAAUGAUGCUCUUGCAAACCUUGAAAGCCAGCAGACAAUAUGCGAUGACCAAUAUUCUUCUCGGCGCGAGAGAGUGCGUUUAGCUGAAAAAAAGCUUGCAAGAGAGUUUUUUGGAAUCUUACGCGUCAAAUUUGGACGGGUUAGUAAUGAGCGCGUGAUGGACCUUUUAACAAGUUCCAACUUUCUGGAUUGUUUUGGUCAAUUUUACCCUGAGAUACCGAGUUCACCAAUGGACUUUGAGAGUGCCUAUAUUAGUGGCAUACCGAGUUCACCAAUGGACUCUGAGCGUGCCUCUACUAGUGGAACGCAAGGUUCAUCACCACAACCUCAAGGUCCACCACCAUCAUAUGGAGUUGUAAUGAGGAAACCUAAACUCUAUAAAGUGACUCAACAGAACCCAGGUGAUCAACUUCCAUCGUAUCAAGAAGUAAUGAACAACCCUCAAAAGUUCCCCAAGGUCUUGGAAGAUCCUGAUAUUACCGAAUCGUCAUCAAUGAAUCCAUCUAUAGUUCAUUCUACUCAAACAUCUUCCAGUGUUCCAUCCAGUCAACAUACAGCUUCAUCCACUCUACGAAGAGUUUCAUCCACUCUACAGAGAGCUUCAUCCAGUCUACGGAGAGUUGCAUCUAGUGUGCGAAAAGUUUCAUCCAGUCUUGCAUGGAAAGUCGAUCGUUCUUGA